AUGCAGAACGAGAUACAGCAGGACCGUGCCGCGCAACCCGCGCCGAUCGGAAUCGGGAUCGCGCAGACCCCACGUUUUCCGGAGUUUAACGCAUCAGACCCCGAGCUGUGGUUCUCAAUCGCGGAGAACUAUUUUCAGACGCUCGGUCUAACAGACAGUCGCACGAGGUACCUCAGCGUCUUAUCCGCGAUACCAACGCGUUACGCGAACGAGUUGCGAGAUAUUUUGAUGCAGCCACUUGGGGAAGACCCUUACCAGCACCUGAAGGAGAACGUGAUAAAACGGUUGAGCACAUCGCAAGAUGAAAAGACACGGGAGUUAUUGAGUAACGUCGAGAUGGGAGAUGAGAAGCCGUCGCAGUAUCUCCGGAGGUUGCAAGCACUCGCGGGGACGGCUAUCUCAGACCAGCUGCUCAAGACUUUGUGGAUGCGUGGUCUCCCCGAGAAAAUCAAGCCGACAAUGGCCACAGUUCAAGACAAGUCCAUCAUGGACAUGGCCGAGGUUGCGGACACAGUCUACGGUUUACUACCACCGCGCGCAGCUAUCGCCGAGACAGCAACGUCAGCAGCACCGGAGUUUCACCAAGCUGUCCAUGUACAACAGCUACGCUUCGAGAUGGCUGAGAUGAAGGACCAGCUAAAACAGAUCCUUGGACAGAUUUUUGAGGCAUCGCAUUCUACGCACUCUCCCAGAGGUAGGUCUCCGACGCCACACAGAAGAAGUUCACGGUCACGAUCACGAUCACGCGGCGCGCGUCCAGCUGGUAUAUGCUGGUACCAUUGGAUCUUCGCGGACAAGGCACAGAAGUGCACGAAACCGUGUACAUGGACCCCGGGAAACGAGCGGGGCAGUCGUUAA
Messenger RNA from Microplitis demolitor, 858 nucleotides. RefSeq lists its product as uncharacterized. The transcript has a single exon. The coding region runs from base 1 to 858 and encodes 285 amino acids. The record is from RefSeq and is a predicted model, not a curated record. NCBI's taxonomy places the organism in Eukaryota, Metazoa, Arthropoda, Insecta, Hymenoptera, Braconidae.